Molecule: messenger RNA, 1707 nt
Organism: Branchiostoma belcheri (Belcher's lancelet)
Lineage: Eukaryota; Metazoa; Chordata; Leptocardii; Amphioxiformes; Branchiostomatidae
Product: putative ammonium transporter 3
Exons: 12
Coding region: 1-1707 (568 amino acids)
Biological process (GO): ammonium homeostasis; ammonium transmembrane transport
Cellular component (GO): membrane
Molecular function (GO): ammonium channel activity
Source: RefSeq, a predicted model, not a curated record
AUGGAAACCUUUCCGAACAGCACCGUACUGGACGUUUUUCUCAACGCCACUCUCGCCAACCAAACCGCCGCGGAAAAUGAGACGUACACGUACAGCACCACUCCGGCCUCUGCCGUACCGGGUAACGGGACCGCCGGCGGCGGCACACACACGGACGCGGCCGGGGACGGUCUGAGCUGGGACGACGCGACCUGGAUCUUAACCAGCUCAUUUAUCAUCUUCACCAUGCAGUCAGGUUUCGGUCUGCUGGAAUGCGGGAACGUGUCGUCCAAGAACGAGGUGAACAUCAUGGUGAAGAACGCGGUGGAUGUCCUGUUCGGCGGGCUGACGUACUGGAUGUUCGGGUUUGGUAUCACGUUCGGCAUGGCGCCGGGUACUAACGCCUUCUGCGGGGUCGGAGACUGGUUCCUGGACUCGGACGACGAGCACAUGGGCGUGGUUUUCGCCAAGUUCAUCUUCCAGCUGUCCUUCGCCACCACCAGUACCACCAUCGUGUCGGGGGCGAUGGCCGAGCGGACGAAGCUCAACUCGUACAUCGUGUUCUCUAUGCUGAACACCGUGGUCUACAUCUUCCCUGCGCACUGGGUCUGGGCGCCCAACGGAUUCCUGUAUACGAUGGGAGUGAUAGACGUUGCCGGGACGGGCGCCGUGCACCUGUGCGGGGCGUCCUGCGGGCUGGUGGCGACCCUCCUGCUGAAGCCGCGGGUAGGACGCUUCGACGACGAGAAAGGCGGCGGCUCGCCCGAGAUGUCCUCCCCGACCAACGUGCUACUCGGGACGUUCAUGCUGUGGUGGGGCUGGCUGGGGUUUAACUGCGGAAGUACAUACGGGAUCCAAGGAGGCAAGUGGAAACUAGCUGCACGGUCGGCCGUGUCCACCAUGUUGGGGUCCCUGGGGGGAGGACUUGUAGGCGUCACCUACAGCUACGCGACCAAAAAAGGACAAUUUAACGUAGGUGACAUUGUCAACGGCAUUCUGGGAGGCUUGGUGUCGGUCACUGCGAUCUGUGCGAUCGCUAGUCCGUUCGGAGGCCUGGUGAUCGGGUCCUUCGGCGGGCUGGUGGCUGAUCUCGGAGUCCCGUUGCUGAACUACCUCAAGAUAGACGACCCAGUUGGCGCGGUGCCUGUGCAUGGGUUUGCCGCCAUCUGGGGCAUGUUGGCGGUGGGGCUCUUCGCUCUGAACGACAGUCUGGAGAACUUCUCCUUCGGCAGAAAGGGGCUUCUGUACGGAGGAGGACCGUACCUACUGGGGGUCCAGCUGAUCGCCGUGGUCGUCAUCAUUCUGUGGGGCGCCGGCAUUUCAUUUGUCUUACUCAAGCUGAUUGACUUGACAAUGGGUCUGCGCAUGUCCGAAGAGGAGGAGGAAUUAGGGGCGGACAUCUGCGAACAUGAGAUUGACCAGGAGACUGACCCUUACGAGGAAAUCCAGCGCUACCUAACCAUCUGUGGGGCAAAGGAAAACAAGAUGGCGGUGCCCAAGAACAAGAUGGCGGCAGACGCGGAGGAUGACGGGAAGGGGACUGGCCGCGAAAUGGCGGCAGCUGGUGAAACUCGUGGAAUGUUCGCAAUCGCGCGCGCCCUCUUCCAGGCAGACAAAACGGACCGCCCCUACACGCCGAACGGAAUUGCAGACGGUGGCACACAUUCGAAUGAUCCAAUCAACUUUGAUAGGAAUUGGAUUCUGCGUAGGGCAAUGAAAGAGCACUGA